Messenger RNA from Staurois parvus, 720 nucleotides. Lineage: Eukaryota; Metazoa; Chordata; Amphibia; Anura; Ranidae. The record is from the annotation of a GenBank genome assembly.
GAUUCCUUUGCAGCUGCUGCUCCUCGGUAUGAUGAUGAUGAUAAGAUUAUUAAUGGCUAUGAGUGUGCCCACCAUUCCCAGCCUUGGCAGGUUUAUUUCACCUAUAAUGGACAACGUUGGUGUGGUGGCUCCCUGAUCACAGCAAGUUGGAUCAUAUCUGCAGCUCAUUGCUAUAAGCAGUACCUUAUUGCUCACCUUGGGGAACACGACACUACUAAACAUGAAGGAACAGAGCAGCAUAUCCAGGUGGAAAAGGCUUAUCAGUACUUCUACUAUAACCAGUAUUACAUAGAUCAUGAUUUCAUGAUGGUCAAACUAGCUGAGCCUGCCCAGUUCAAUCAGUACGUCCAACCCAUCUCAAUAGGCACGUCCUGUCCGACUGAAGGAAGUCAAUGUCUGGUGUCAGGGUGGGGAAACCUGAAGACCUCUGGAGUGCAGUAUCCUGAAGUUUUACAGUGUCUCGAUCUUCCUGUUUUGUCGGACGCCAGCUGUAAAGCUUCUUAUCCAAAUCAGAUCACUAAAAAUAUGUUCUGUGCUGGGUACCUAGAAGGUGGCAAAGACUCAUGCCAGGGGGAUUCUGGUGGACCGCUGGUUUGCAAUGGAGAGCUGUAUGGAGUGGUCUCCUGGGGUCAAGGAUGUGCGCAAAGUGGAUAUCCUGGUGUCUACACCAAAGUCUGCAUCUAUUUUGACUGGAUUAAGAACGUUAUUGAGAAUUAUUGA